GCGCCCGCAUGCGUACACGAUCCGACGAUCGCGACUGUGAAACUGUGCUAAAUGGAACUGACUGGCGUUCAAUGUUAAAGCAAAGAUACGAGGAACAAGAAGUGAAUAUGGCGAUACAGAGUGUCUCUAGAUAUCCCAGCAGCCCGGUGGAGGCGACUGAGCCCCCCAAAGCCUCCAGAAUCAGCUUCAGCGUAGCAUCCAUUUUGGCGGACACAAAAACCAACCAAGUCGAUGAGACGGAAAUGAUCCGGCACCAUAGAACGAUACCAGAAUCACCUUUGCGACAGUCACCUGAGGCACAACCGGAACUUCCAGGAGCAAAAUCUGUGUCUCCGCGGCCAUCAUCACAAACGCCACCCUUAAAUUUGAAUGUGUCUACACAUUUGACAUCGUCGGACGAAGAAUACGAGGAUUCUGUCAAUCAAGAAGACUCGAUAGUUGAUGUAGAAGACUUACAGAAUGGGCACAGCGAUGAUGAAGGUAGAUCGACGCCGAAUGAUAAGGAGAGAUUAGGGCCGAUUCGACCGACACCGUUCAGCGCGUUGGCAGCGGCGGCGGCGGCCUAUCACGGGCUGGGAUGGGCUGGCCCCUCUCCCGUGGUACCGUCUUUUGGACCACUGUUCCAGUCACAUUAUGGAGGACACUUAACAGGCCCUUUCUUUUCAGACCACAAUGGCGAGCCUCCGAAACUAAAAUGCAACCUACGCAAACACAAGCCGAAUCGCAAACCACGCACGCCAUUCACUGCGCAGCAACUACGCGCUUUAGAAAGCAAAUUUGUCGACAAACAGUACUUGAGCAUCGCUGAAAGGGCUGAAUUCUCUUCGUCACUUGGACUAUCUGAGACUCAGGUAAAAAUCUGGUUCCAAAAUCGGCGAGCAAAGGCGAAACGCGUGCAAGAGGCGGAAAUCGAGAAACUCAAGAUGGCACAGUUUUCCCGACACCCACACCACAUGUACCCCCAUCCGCUUCAGCAGUACUUUCCCCACCAUUUAAUGGGGCGACCGUUGCCCCCCAUGAUGCCCCAUUUGUCGAUGCCACCCCAAGGAUCACCAUCGCCGAGCACGCAGACAAGUCAACAGUAAAUUGAAGAUUUUACUUAAUAUUACACUUGUUGCAUUUGAAAUGAAUUAGCGUGAUUAGUUUGGUCUUCAUUGAUCGAUCUUAACAUGGUUAUAGUGGCGUUUUCUGUCGUAUGAAACUCUUUAAAAAAUACGUUAAAUAUUUAUUGUAAAUCAGUUUGCACUUGUCACUCGAUUUUCUAUAUUUUUGAGUCCACAUAGGAAAUUCAAUAAAUGAUACAUCGGCAUUUCAUGUAACGCUAUAAGACUUUGAUAUUCAUAAAAUAAUAUCUAUUGUAGUUUAAUAAAUACGAAAUGUAUAAAACAACUUGGUCGAAUCAAAUAAUCUAAUAACAAUGUAAAUUAUUUGUAAAUAUUCAUUAUAAUGUAAAUAAAUCAGUUAAUUUUAUAAGUUUGUCAUAUUAUUAUUUAGGCAAGUUACAUUAAUUGUAUUGCGUUCUACAAUCGUACAUUUAUUAAAUUUUAUCACAAGUUAACGGAAUACAACUGUUAGCCAAUAAUUUGUAUUAAAAUUAAGCAUUGAAUUAAUUUAAAAUUUGUAGUAUUCAGUACAAAACCUAAAUUGUAAAUAAUUAUGUGUAA
Messenger RNA from Pieris brassicae (large cabbage white), 1664 nucleotides. Its product is annotated as muscle segmentation homeobox-like. Gene Ontology annotation, biological process: embryonic morphogenesis; regulation of transcription by RNA polymerase II. The coding region runs from base 9 to 1085 and encodes 358 amino acids. Lineage: Eukaryota; Metazoa; Arthropoda; Insecta; Lepidoptera; Pieridae. Gene Ontology annotation, molecular function: RNA polymerase II transcription regulatory region sequence-specific DNA binding; DNA-binding transcription factor activity, RNA polymerase II-specific. The record is from RefSeq and is a predicted model, not a curated record. Gene Ontology annotation, cellular component: nucleus. The transcript is spliced from 3 exons.